This is a messenger RNA of Ochotona curzoniae (black-lipped pika), 2736 nucleotides long. It is a transcript of the gene CLCA1, whose product is annotated as chloride channel accessory 1. NCBI's taxonomy places the organism in Eukaryota, Metazoa, Chordata, Mammalia, Lagomorpha, Ochotonidae. Gene Ontology annotation, biological process: chloride transport. The record is from RefSeq and is a predicted model, not a curated record. Bases 1 to 2736 code for a protein of 911 amino acids. The transcript is spliced from 14 exons. Gene Ontology annotation, molecular function: intracellularly calcium-gated chloride channel activity.
AUGGGGUCAUUCAGAAGUUUCCGCUUCCUCCUGAUCCUGUACCUGCUAAAAGGGACCCUGAGCAAUUCACUCAUUCAGCUGAACAAUAAUGGCUAUGAAGGCAUUGUCGUGGCCAUUGACCCAAAUGUGCCAGAAAAUGAAACACUCAUUCAGCACAUAAAGGACAUGGUGACUCAGGCUUCUCCGUACCUGUUUGAAGCUACAGGGAAAAGAUUCUAUUACAAAAAUGUUGCCAUUUUGAUUCCUGAAAAAUGGAAAACAAAACCUGACUACGUGAGACCCAAACUGGAGACCUACAAAAAUGCCGAUGUCCUGGUCGCUGCAGCUCAGCCAGGAGGGAAUGAUGAACCCUACACUGAGCAGAUCGGACGGUGUGGAGAGCAGGGCGAGAGGAUCCACUUCACUCCCGACUUCCUGGCAGGAAAAAUGCAGACUCAAUAUGGACCGCAAGGGAGAGCAUUUGUCCGGGAAUGGGCUCGUCUGCGAUGGGGAGUGUUUGAUGAGUACAAUAACAAGGAGAAAUUCUACUUAGCCAGCGGGAAAAACGAAGCUGUAAGAUGCUCAGCAGCUGUUACUGGUAGGAGUGAAUUCAACAAAUGCCAAGGGGGCAGCUGCAUCAGCAGGCCCUGCAGACCCAACGCCCACACAGGACUGUACGAGGAAGCCUGCGAGUUCCUCCCUGACACGAAACAGGAGGCCAAGGCGUCCAUCAUGUUCGCACAGAGCAUCAGCUCGGUGGUAGAAUUCUGUACAGAAGAAAACCACAAUAAAGAAGCUCCAACCCUUCAAAACCAAAAAUGCAACCUCCGGAGCACGUGGGAAGUGAUCAGCGACUCUGAGGACUUCAAGAAAACCACUCCCAUGACAACCCAGCCCCCUGCUCCCAGCUUCUCACUGCUGCAGAUUGGGCAAAGAAUUGUGUGCUUAGUCCUUGAUAAGUCUGGAAGCAUGUCGAGUGACGACCGCCUUAAGCGACUGAAUCAAGCCGGCAAGCUUUUUCUGCUGCAGAUUGUUGAGGAGGGAGCCUGGGUUGGGAUGGUGACCUUUGACAGUGUCGCCUAUGUACAAAGUGAACUCAGGCAGAUCAAGAGCAGCGCCGACAGAACUGCGCUCACCAAAAGCUUACCCACAGUGCCCGCGGGAGGGACGUCCAUCUGCUCUGGCCUUCGAGCGGCGUUUUCAGUGAUUAAGAAAAAAUACCCAACAGAUGGCUCUGAGAUUGUGCUGCUGACUGAUGGGGAAGACAACAGCAUAAGCAGCUGCCUGAAGGAAGUGCAGCAGAGUGGUGCCAUCAUCCACACCGUGGCCCUGGGACCAUCAGCAGCUCUGGAACUAGAGGAGCUUUCCAAAAUGACAGGAGGUUUACAAACAUAUGCUUCGGAUCAAGUGCAGAACAACGGCCUCAUCGACGCUUUUGGAGCCUUUUCAUCAGGCAACAGCGCCGCCUACCAGCGCUCCAUCCAGCUUGAAAGUAAGGGGACAACCUGCAAGAGCAAGGAGUGGAUGAAUGGCACAGUGGUGGUGGACAGCUCAGUGGGGAACGACACGCUGUUUCUUGUCACCUGGACAUUGCAACCUCCCCAGAUCCUCCUCUGGGAUCCCAGUGGGAAGAAGCAGAAUGACUUUUCAGUGGACAAAGACACCAAAAUGGCUUACCUCCAAGUCCCUGGCACUGCCAAGGUGGGCAUUUGGAAAUACAGCCUGCAAGCAAACUCACAAACAUUAACUCUGACUGUCACCUCCCGCGCACCAAGUGCUACCCUGCCUCCAAUUACAGUGACUUCCAGAACAAACCAGGACACAGGCAAAUUUCCCAGCCCUAUAAUAGUUUAUGCAACUGUUCACCAAGGAGCCUCACCAAUUCUCAGAGCCAAUGUUACAGCUCUCAUCGAAUCAGUGAAUGGAAAAACCGUCACCUUGGAAUUACUUGACAAUGGGGCAGGUGCUGAUGCUACUAAGGAUGAUGGUGUCUACUCAAGGUAUUUUACAGCUUACGACACAAAUGGUAGACACAGUGUAAAAGUGAGGGCUUUGGGAGGAAUUAACACAGUCAUACAGAAAGCAACACCCCAGCAGAAUGGAGCCAUGUACAUUCCUGGAUGGAUUGAGAAUGAUGAAAUAAAAUGGAAUCCUCCCAGAUCUGAAAUUUAUAAAAAUAAUCUUGAAGACAACCAAGUGAGCUUUAGCAGAACAUCCUCAGGGGGUUCUUUUGUGAUUUCCAAUAUCCCAAAGACAUCCCCACCUGACCUCUUCCCACCCUGUCAAAUCACCGACCUAAAGGCCAGAAUUCAAGGAGAAAAUCUCAUUAAUCUGACUUGGACGGCGCCUGGGGAUAAUUAUGAUCAAGGACAAGCUCAGAAGUAUAUCAUUUGUAUAAGCACGAGUGUUCUUGAUCUCAGAGACAAGUUCAACAAGUCUGUUCAGGUGAACACGAUGGAUCUCAUCCCAAAGGAGGCCAACUCUCAGGAAGUCUUUGUGUUUAAGCCAGAAAACAUUACCUUUGUUAAUGGCACAGAUCUCUUCAUUGCUAUUCAGGCUGUUGAUAAGGUCAAUCUGAAAUCAGAAAUAUCCAACAUUGCCCGAGUAUCUUUAUUUAUCCCUCCCGAGACACCUAGCAUUGAAGUCACUCCCACCUGUCCUGAUAUUAGUAUCAACAGCACCAUUCCUGGAGUUCACAUUUUAAAAAUUAUGUGGAAGUGGAUAGGGGAAUUGCAGCUAACCCUAGGUUCAGGCUGA